This is a messenger RNA of Armigeres subalbatus, 4221 nucleotides long. RefSeq lists its product as uncharacterized. Lineage: Eukaryota; Metazoa; Arthropoda; Insecta; Diptera; Culicidae. The coding region runs from base 1504 to 4221 and encodes 905 amino acids. Gene Ontology annotation, molecular function: zinc ion binding; nucleic acid binding. The transcript is spliced from 4 exons. The record is from RefSeq and is a predicted model, not a curated record.
CAUACCUGGAUUCAAGCUAAUCAUCGUCGUCGUUGUCGUCUUUAUCGUUGCCGUCAUACCUGUUAAGGAAAGGAGAACUUGGGGCUGAAUGUGCAAUCAGCUGAUUGGCACGGUUUAAACUGGUGGAAUCUUGGUUGGAACACAUACGGUAAGGUCACAACAUUGGUGCCGUGACCAGGAUUGUGUUCCAAGGAAGCAACGCGGCGUCUAUUCGGCCAUCAUUACACGGUAGUAACAAAGAUACUCGCCAUACUGGUGGUAUCACAAUUGCAACGGUUCGCCAUAACUACAUCGAUUGUCUGGGAAUAAUUGGAGGCAGCCAUCACUUCCAAUUUGCAAGAACAGAUUUGGCGCCAUUCGGAACUGCUGGUGGGACCUGCUGGGAUUGAUAGUACAAGGCCUAUUUGACAGGCUCACACGGUGAGUACCUGUCCAAUAAACUAUUUUUCCGCUUUCAUCCCUACCGGGUCAUUUUUCUCGUUCCGACUCUCUGCACUACUCUGCACUUCAUCACUUCUGGACUUGGCCGUCGAUCACUUCCUAACGAGGAGAGAUUCACUUGGAACGGAUACGACAUUAGGAGUUUAUCUGGACCACUCAUCAUCAUUGGGCAUCAUUGGGAACCACGGACGUGACAAACUUGGUGUUUUUUCAAAUAAAAGUUGAAAUUUGGAUCGUGUCGAAACUCAUUUACUGAACUGAGCCCUGGAUUGCGCUUUUUUUCUUGCUUUGCUGAUGAGUCUGAGAUUCGCUGAACUGUGUGGGAAGCUGUUCCUGGAUUUAUUACAUACAAGGCCUGUCGAGCAGGCUCACAAGGUGAGUACCUGUCCGAUCAUCUACCCUGUAGUGUGAAAGGUGCUUUGCUUGUGGAAAUAAUUACAGCAUGGUGUGAUUUAUUAUCUGGAUUGCGGUACAACAUUCGUGGUCUUUCCGGCGUGUCGAGCAGGCUGCCAAAAGAGUGUUGGAUUAAGAAUUCCGAGCGUGUGUGCUACGUUGUGGUGGACAGAAUUAAAUACAAGGCCUGUCGAGCAGGCUCACAAGUAUUGGUGGUCUUGAAUGCAUCCUGUCGAGCAGAUUAACGAGAGAGUUUGAGUUGCGAGUUCUUUGAUGAAUGGCAUUUCGGAGCGUGUGGACUAGGCUGUAAUACGUUGCGGUGGAAAGAAAUUGAAUACAAGGCCUGUCGUGCAGGCUCACCACGUGAGUAUCUGUCCGAUAAUCCACCUAAAGCGUUGAAGGUGCUUCUCCUGUGGCUUGUUUAUAGAAAUUUUCUAUGGUGUGGAUUGCGAGUGCGCUGGUGAAUGGUAGAUUGAGUCCUGUGAAGCAAGCUGUGGUGCUUUGCGGUAGAAGUAACUGAAAUACAAGGCUUGUUUGACAGGCUCACAAGGUGAGUACCUGUCCAACGUAUCUUAUUUCUUUCGCAAAGGGUGCUUCGCUUUGUGUGUUUUGCAGAAGCUUCUGCUGGUUGCUUCAUCAUACAAUCUUUCAUCGACUUCACGUGUCAUCAUGGGAGGAAAGAAGCUGGAGUCGAGUAUAACUGCACGUGAUAACAUCAUGGACUUCUUGAUUCGUAUGGAUAAGUAUCUGCAAAAUACAGAAGCACCAAGUGAGCUGCACCUGAAGCUUCGAUUGGAGAAAUUGGAGGCAAAGUGGAAUGAAUUCGAGAAAAUACAAUCAGAGAUCGAGGGCACAGAGGAGUAUGAAGAGAACAUCGAUCAACACCGGCAAGUGAGGGGAGAUUUCGAAGAAAAGUAUUUUGAAGUAAGGGCAGGGUUGGAAGGAAAAUUACCACGGGAAAUACAGCAAACCGCAAACCAAAAUGUUCCUGCGGCUGCCACUGGUGGUGAACACAACAAUGUUCAUACGUACGUCCGUCUGCCGCAAAUCAACCUACCCGAAUUCGAUGGACAUUACGAGAAAUGGCUUGCGUUCCAUGAUACUUUCAAGGCCCUCAUCGAUUCUUCUCCGGAACUUGGUGACAUACAAAAAUUCCACUAUCUCCGGGCCUCUUUGAAAGGUGAUGCACUAAAACUAGUAGAUUCGUUUCCUAUGAGUGAUGCUAAUUAUAGGGUUGCUUGGGACAGUUUGGUAGCACGGUUUUCAAACAAAUAUUUGCUGAUGAAGCGCCAUCUGAAUGCUUUGUUUGAGUAUCCCAAAAUGCGGAAGGAGUCAGCAAGCAGUAUUCAUGAACUCAUCGACUGUUUUGAACGAAAUACUAAAAUUUUGGACCAAUUGGGAGAACGGACAAGCGGCUGGGGAGCAAUACUGACACAUCUGAUGGUUUCCAAGCUUGAUGACAUCAGCCAAAAGCGAUGGGAGGAGCAUGCUUCGAGCGUCGAGGAACCGCGCUUUCCUGUUCUUAUAGAAUUCCUUAAGAAACAAACUCGGGUGUUGGAUGCAGUUUCAGUAGAUCAACGAUUGUCAACUUCAAGUAGUUCGUUUUCAACAAACACUUACAAAUAUCGCCCUGCCAAGGUUUCCGUCAACUCAGCAACUGAAAAAACACUUCCCAACUGCAUGAUUUGCAACGAACAACACUACAUCACACAAUGUCCAUCUUUCAACGGGUUACCAUUGGAUAAACGACUACAGUUUACAAACUCCAAACGUCUUUGCAGCAACUGUUUGGGGAGAAAUCAUCUUGCACGGGAUUGUCCUUCCAAGUAUCGUUGUCGAACCUGCUCUAAAAAGCAUCAUACGCUAUUACAUCCUGGUUUUCCUGGUUCUGGUUCCAUUUCUUCGGUUUCCACAGCAGACAUGGCCUUGCGAACUGCAACUCCUUCAACUUCUAGCGGGGCGCCGAACUCUGGUAAUUCUGGUUCUAGUUCGGUUCCAACUGUUUCUUCAAACUUAGCGAUGGGAGCUCACAGUUCGCAUGUUUUUCUCUCGACGGUCCUGUUGAAGGUCAACCUCAUGACGGAACAUUUAUGUCAAUUGCUAAAGUUACAUCGAAGCGAUAGAAAGGUGGAGAUUAGCGGUAUAGGACGUUCUAGGAAACAAAUUGCCUAUGAAGUGUCCACGGUCACCGACGAUCAACCUUCUUCAUCUCUGCCGCUGGCCAACUGGAAACCUCCUCUGGAAAUGGAAAUGGCAGAUCCAGAUUUUUUUCUAUCUGGACCAAUCGAUAUUGUUCUAGGAUCGCAAUUCUUCUACGACUUCCACCUUCUUGAUGGUGGCCGGCUACAGAUACGGAAAUUCGACGGCACACUUCCAGUGUUCGUCAACACGGUAUUUGGAUGGGUGGCCGCAGGUGAAUCAGGUUGCAACGGGACAGAUUCGAAGGUCAGCUGCCACCUAGCAAUAACGGACUCGUUAGACAAAAGUAUCGAAAGAUUCUGGAAUAUAGAGGAGUUAACUGAGCAAAAACCAAUGUCACAAGAAGAAGAAGACUGCGAAAAUUAUUUUCAACAAACUGUAGAACGGGAUGGAACUGGAAGAUACAUUGUUCGGUAUCCGAAACGUUUGGGAUUCGAUGCGAUGAUCGGCGAAUCAAGGAGCAUAGCAAUGCGACGGUUUCAACAAUUAGAGCGACGUUUGGGACGAGACGUUGACAUUCGGAAACGCUACAACGAGUUCAUGCUAGAGUACAUCCGUUUGGGGCACAUGAGGCUUGUUGGUACCGUUGAAAACCUAAAUGAUCAUGAUCGUACAGUGUUCUAUCUUCCACAUCACCCGGUGUUCAAAGAAGCGAGUACUACUACGAAGUUGCGCGUAGUUUUCGAUGGUUCAGCAAAGACUACCACAAAUCAUUCGCUCAACGACGCACUGCUCACAGGACCGGUCAUACAAGAUGACCUUCUGGACUUGAUGCUGCGUUUUCGGAAACAUCCAAUAGCCCUGGUAGCGGAUGUGGAAAAAAUGUACCGACAGAUCCGUAUUCAUCCAGAGGACACUUGUCUCCAACGAGUCUUUUGGCGUUUUGAUCUUUCUGAUCCAAUUGAAGUCUAUGAACUGCAAACAGUAACUUAUGGUCUGUCACCCUCGUCGUUCCUGGCAACUCGAGUGAUUCAGAAACUUGCCGAAGACAUCGGAUAUCGAUACGAACAUGCUGCGUCAAAGAUAUCAAAAGAUUUUUAUAUGGACGAUUUCAUUUCGGGAGCGGAUUCAAUCGAGCAAGCACGGGUGCUCCGGCAAGAAGCACAAGCAUUGAUGGCAGAAGGCGGGCUACAUUUACGCAAGUGGAGUUCAAACAAACUAGAAGUUCUAGACGUUAGAGUUAGGUAA